Messenger RNA from Leptopilina heterotoma, 1832 nucleotides. It is a transcript of the gene ric8a, whose product is annotated as synembryn-A. The transcript has 10 exons. Gene Ontology annotation, cellular component: cytoplasm. Gene Ontology annotation, biological process: G protein-coupled receptor signaling pathway. Lineage: Eukaryota; Metazoa; Arthropoda; Insecta; Hymenoptera; Figitidae. Bases 220 to 1800 code for a protein of 526 amino acids. The record is from RefSeq and is a predicted model, not a curated record. Gene Ontology annotation, molecular function: G-protein alpha-subunit binding; guanyl-nucleotide exchange factor activity.
GUGUAUGAACAUUAAUUUUAUAAUAUCUGUCAGUUCGGUUUCACUCCAAUAAGACACAAAUUUAUUUAUUGCAAAAAGAAAAGAAGAUGAAACAUGUUAAAGUUAUUGUUUAAUGAUUAUAAUUGAUUACGCCUCCCAUGCUGUAUUUGCACUGUGUAUCCAAUUAGUCAUAACCACAUCUAAUAAUUAGGAAAAAGCAACAUUUUUUUACUUUUAAAAAUGAGUAAAAAAAAUAUAUUUCUGAAAAUUACUAAAGGAAAACCCGAUAAAGUAGCAGAGGGUUUAAAAGAAUUUUAUGAUCUUUGUGAAAAUAUGUCAGAAUUUCCAAUUCUAAAUGGACUUAAUUUACGACUGGAUGUUUGGAAAACAUUAUUAUGGUAUCUUUCAAAUGAUAUUUAUUCAUCACUUCAUUUACAGUGUUUAAGAACACUUCGUGUACUGAGUCGUGACAAAACUGACUUGGAUAAUAUUCUAACGUUACCAAAUCUUACGUUUCUAUUAACGAUCGCAAAUCUUUUUAAAGAAAAUAAACAGAAAUUCGUCUACGAACCAGAAGUUAUAUUCGAGGGUCAAAAACUGCUCUGUAAUAUAUUAUUUAACAGUCCAAAGGUACAAGUAAUGAUAGGUAAACCCGACUAUCUAAGAUGUCUUAUAGAACGUAUUGAAAAUCCCAUUGAAAGUUUUACACAAGAAAUGCGAUUAUUCGAUAUUCGAAUAUUAUUCCUGGUAACUGCCUUCAAUGAAUAUUCCAGAAGAUUUGUUAAAAAUGAAUUCAAAGGCGAUGUAUGUCUUGCAAAAAUUUUAGAAGACAUUUCUUCUCAAUAUAAUUCGAGUCCAAUAAAGGAAGAUGAUGUUAAUCUUGCUUGUGAAAUUUUAAAAACCCUGUUUAAUGUGUACAUUCAUGUCGAGGACCCCAGCGAAAAAGUAACAGAGAAAUUUAAAAAUUUAGUCUCCAUUUUACGCAAAUUAAUUCUUUGUCAAUGUGAGAUAAAGAAGGAGGAACUUCACAGUAAUAUUGUUAAUUUAUUGACGGAGGUUCCGCCGGAAAGUUAUUCAAAUCUCCUACAACCUGUAGAAAGUGAUAAUUGUACUCAUGUCUAUGAGAACACGGACAUGUCAGUUAUAAAAGUUUUACUUCAACUUUUAGACAUUAAAUUAGAAUAUAAAUUAGAUUUGAUAGAAAAUAUCACACCAGUUUUAUCCUGUUUAAUCAAAUUAGUAAAAAGUGAACGAUUAAUGAGGAAAUUUAUGCGACUAGAGAUUUUACCACCUUUAAAGGACGUAAUGAAAAGACCCGAGGAAGGAAAUACUACGAAAGCCAAAUUGUGUCAGCUUCUAACAUCGCCAAUAACCGAAAUACGAGAUUUGGUUGCGGAGUUUCUGUUUAUUCUUUGCAAAGAAAAUGUUGAUCGAAUGAUAAAGUACACGGGCUAUGGAAAUGCAGCGGGAAUGUUUGCAAAUAAAGGUUUAUUGGGUCAUCCGCAACCAAAGACUGAUUACUCUUCAGAAUCUGAGGACAGUGAAACUGAGGAAUAUUCAAAGUACAAAGAACAAAUCAAUCCAGUCACGGGAUGUUACGAAAAGCCAAAACCAAAUCCUCUGGAAGGAAUGAGCGAAGAACAAAAAGAAUAUGAAGUUAUGCAAUUAAUAGGACUCGUUGAUAAAUUAACAAGAGAGGGAGUAGUGCAACCGUGUCGAAUUGGCGAGGAUGGAAAGCCAGUUCCAAUAGAGCACGUCCUUGAAUUACAAAAUAACCUUCCAAAACAACAAACGACUUGUGAUACAUCAGACUCCGAUUAAUCAAUAAUAUAAAUUGUAUUAUAUAUUCUUUA